CGGCUGCACCGCGUCAAACAGCGAACCGCCCUCCCGGAGUGGAGUCGGACAGUGAGUGCCCCGCGCAGCCCUUGGCCGAGCCCCGCAGCCCCGCAGCCCUCCGAGACUCCGAGCCCAGUGUAGCGUCGCGCAGCGCGCCCUCCAGCCCAGCGCGGGACCCUCACUGUCUCCGGGUCGUCCGCGGCCACCCCAAACUCCGCCAUGAUGUCGCGGCUAGCCCUCGCGCUGCUGGCGAUCGCGGCGCACGCCGGCGGCAACCCGCAGUACAGCUACCACCUCGUGCACAACACGUCAGGCUACUCCACGCCGGCGCGCUCCAGCAUCGAGGUGUUCCGCGGCUACGGCAGCCCGCCGUCCGAGUCCAUCUCGUACCUGGAGAGCCCGCUCGCGGCGCUGGGCAUCGAGGACCAGCCGCUGGCGCCCCAGGCCGUGUACGGCCCGCCCGCCAUCGCCCUGCCGCCGCCCGUGAGGACGCGGCCGAGGCCGAGGCCCGCGCCGACCACCUACCUCCAACCCGGCCACAACUUCCUGCAGGCCACCGGGUACGGCGCCGCCGACCUGCACCCGCUGGCGGCCGGGCCGCGGCCCGAGUGCGCCGCCGCGCCCGUCGCCUGCCCCAACAACAAGUACCGCACCCUGGACGGCUCCUGCAACAACCUGCGCCGCCCCGCCUGGGGCAUGGCCGGCACCCGCUACGCGCGCCUGGUGCCCGCCAAGUACGCCGACGGCAUCCACGCGCCGCCGAUAUCCGUGACCGGCCAGCCCCUGCCCUCCGCGCGCGCCAUCUCCGUCGUGCUCUUCCCCGACGUGGACAUCAAGGACAAGCGCUGGACGCUGCUCACCAUGCAGUGGGGCCAGAUCAUCACCCACGACAUGUCCAUGGCCAUGGGCAACACCCAGGCCAAGCCCUACGCCACGUCGUGCUGCUCGGAGGACGGGUCGGUGGCGCUGCCCACGGAGCGCGCCCCGGACGUCUGCUACCCCAUCCUCAUCCCGCGGAACGACCCCGUGUUCGCGCCCUACCGCCAGGGAUGCAUGAACUUCGUGCGCUCCACCACGGACGCCAUGCAAGGUUGCGGCAAUGCCUACGAGCCCGCCGAACAGCUGUCGACCGUGACGUCGUACAUGGACCUGUCGCUCGUGUACGGCUCGAACCAGGCCCUGUCCGACAUGCUCCGCGAGUUCCGCGCCGGCCGCAUGAUCGUGGAGGUGCGGAACGGGCGCGAGUACCCGCCCACCAACCCCAACAGGACGGAGGUCUGCGACGGCGAGGGUCCGGGCGAGGCCUGCUACUUCGGCGGUGACGUCCGCAUCAACCAGAACCCCCCGCUGACGCUGCUGCAGGUGAUGCUGCUGCGUGAGCACAACCGCCUGGCCAGCAUCCUGGCGCACCUCAACCCGCACUGGGACGACGAGACCCUCUUCCAGGAGGCCAGGCGGAUCAACAUCGGCCAGUACCAGUUCAUCUCGUACUACGAGUGGCUGCCUCUCUUCCUCGGCGGGGACAACCUGCGUCGCCACGGAAUCCUGUACAAGUCCCAGAGCCACAUCAACGACUACCGGGAGGAGGUGGAGCCCAGCACCCUGCAGGGACACGCCACGGCCGCCUUCAGAUACUUCCACUCGCUCAUCGCCGGGCACCUCGACCUGGUGGAGGAGCACCGCAACGCCUACGGCUCGCUGCGCCUCAGCGACGUGUUCAACCGGCCCGCCGUGCUGGAGCAGGGCGACGGCCUGGAUGACCUGAGCAGAGGCAUGGUGACGCAGCCUGAGCAGGCCUCGGACCAGUGGUUCACCAGCGAGAUCACCGACUACCUGUUCCGCAUGGGCCGGCCCUUCGGCCUCGACCUGCGCGCCAUCGACGUGCAGCGCGGCCGCGACCACGGCCUCGCCUCCUACAACGACUACCGCCAGUUCUGCGGGCUGCGGCGCGGCCACACCUUCCACGACUUCGCGGACCAGAUCAGCCCGGAGAACCUCGAGAAGCUGGCCUCCCUCUACGUGCACCCGGACGACGUCGACUUCACCGUCGGCGGCUCGCUGGAGAGGCACGUCCCCGGCACCGAGGCCGGCCCCACCUUCAACUGCAUCCUCAUGGAGCAGUUCUACCGCGUGCGCGUCGGCGACCGCUACUUCUUCGAGAGCGGCAACAGCCCGCACCCCUUCACGCCCGAGCAACUGGACGAGAUCCGCAAGUACAGCCUGGCGCGCCUGGUGUGCGACAACGGCAACAACAUCCAGAGCAUGCAGCCGCAGGCGCUCAACUUCCCGGCCCACGACAACCCCCUGACGCCGUGCGACCAGCUGCCCUCCCCGGACUACAGGGCGUGGCAGGAAGCGGUGCCCGUGCACGCGUACGCGUCGUACCUGGGCAAGUGAGCCGACGAGCCGGCGCGCCAGCGGGCCACCCCGACUGCCCAGGGCCACGACGGCCCCCACGACGGCCCCCAAGACGGUCCACCCGAGACGUUGUUUAAUUGCCUUCAACAACGCUCUGGGGUCGCCCUGGGGUCGCCCUGGGGUCGCAAAACCCCGUCCCAGGUUCACUGAACCCAACAACAACAACUUCUUUAGAUUAAUAUUUCGGAAGAAAAAGAAAGAAAGGAUCAGUGUUCAUCUUCAAAAUCCUCCGAAUUCUUUUUGUCCUUCGUGCAGAGGUUUCUUUUUGGUUUGCAGGCCAUUGAAGUGUUUGGCCUUUGUAUUUGGAGAACUCUGACUUGGCUAUAUUGAAAUUAUGGUCAACUGAUGCGAUGUUAUGGACUAACUUUGCUGCACAAACCAGACCAGACCAGACCAGUGGUGUAGCCGGAUAAAGGCCUCACGGUAUCCUUAAAUAAUCUUGCAGUAAAAGUAAGAAGUAUUUAUUUUUUAUCAACUUAAAAAAAAGAGUUGCACUUUUAAGACCGUUCAGCUCGUUUUACGUGAAGCAGAGCAUUGCUAGGAGAAUGUUGUAAAUAAUGUACAAACGCCAUUUCAUAAGUUACCUCAAAGCGUUCAAAACUUUUAUACAUAUGCCAUCAGUCAUUACUGACAGACUAGUUAAGAAAAUGAGCUUCGGAAGAAUUGUUUCUCGUCCACUCGGCUCACACCGAGUGCCAUCGGAGCAACACUUCUUCCCAUCCUCAUUCGUGAUUGGGGUGGUUUUUAGAGUUACCAUGACUCGUAACCUUCUUCAUUCGCGGCGGUCCGCCGCUGUCAUACCUCAGUGUGUGUGUUCGAAUCUAACAAUCAUGUAUUUUUAAGUACGACCAUAUGUGUCUAAUCUUCACAUUGAAGCGCGUGUCUCGACGUAUGACAUCUCGUCUUCCGACGGGAUAUCCUGUAUAUUUUUUUUCGAGCGAAUUAAACUAUAUUUUAUUACGA
Thrips palmi is the source of this 3363-nucleotide messenger RNA. RefSeq names its product peroxidase-like. Gene Ontology annotation, molecular function: heme binding; peroxidase activity. Gene Ontology annotation, biological process: response to oxidative stress. The record is from RefSeq and is a predicted model, not a curated record. The transcript has 12 exons. Lineage: Eukaryota; Metazoa; Arthropoda; Insecta; Thysanoptera; Thripidae. Bases 202 to 2379 code for a protein of 725 amino acids.